GCUGCGUCUCCGGUCACCGUAGCAACAGGACGCAUUGAGCCAGAGCCCAGCGGUGUACGCACUGUGCUUUAAUCUGCCACCACGUCCUCAUGCCUUUACUGGUCACAGACUACUCAUGGACCCAGACAGAGUCCAUGGUUUACAUCAACGUGCCCCUGAAAGGAGCGAAAGCUGCCAACGUGGACAUUCUGUCGACGGACAAAUACCUAAAGGUGCAUUUCCCUCCAUACCUAUUUGAAGCGUUCCUUUUUGAGCCUGUUGAUGAUCAAAGGAGCACAGCGAAGGUUGGGAAUGGAGCUGUAGUUUUCAGUUUGCCAAAGAGGACAAACAAUGUCUGGGAGCAUCUGAUGGUCACAACAAAUGAUAAAGAGAAAAAGAAAGAGAUCAGACAUGAGGCUCUACUUCAGCACCAGGACAGACUUUCCUCAGAGUCCAGAUCCAAGGCAGACAAAAAACAGUCAGAGAAAAAGUUCACACUGGAGACAAUGAUGAAGCUGGAAGAGGAGGAAAAGGAGGGCAUUCAGAAAAUGAAAGACGCUGAGCGAGAGAAAACCACGGCAGAGCUGGCAGCAUGGCAGGGCCAGAAAGCAAGAGCAGAAGAAGAAGCCAGAGUCCGUCAGAGCCAAACAACGGCCCCGAGGGAGAAGCAGAAAGAUCGAAGAGGCAGGAAACAACAGGCAGGACUUCCUGCACCAAGACCCUCUGGAAACAUUCACAUCACAUUCACUCCAAGAGUUUUUCCAACUGCCCUCAGGGAAUCCAGAGUCCACGAGGAGGAGGAGUGGCUUAAAAAGCAAGCUGAAGCCAGACAGGCAGGAAGUACAGACCCAGACGAGCUGAAGGAGCUAAAGGACCUAGCGGAGGAGCACAGGGACCCAGACUGGUUGAAGGAUAAAGGAGACAAAUACUUUGCAGCGGGGGCCUACCAGAGUGCCGUGAACGCCUACAGCCUGGGCAUCAGGCUCAACCGGAGGAUCCCAGCGCUGUUUUCAAACCGUGCCGCCUGUCACCUCAAGUUACGGAACUUUCACAAGGCCAUUGAGGACUCGUCCCAGGCACUGGACCUGUUAACGCCACCAGUCGCUGCCAACGCAGCUGCCAGAGCCAGAGCCAGUGUCCGCCGAGGAUCUGCCUUCUGCCAACUCCAGCUCUACGCAGAAGGGCUGCAGGACUAUCAGACCGCUCUCAGGAUCGAGCCUCACAAUGAAGCACUGAAGGCAGACAUGCAGAAAAUAAGGAGCAUCAUUCAAGGACCUGCAGCCAACCCUGGCACCAAACAUUUGUAGCUCUGAUUUUCCCUGAGGUCUAAUAAAGGACAAAACUAAGA
Messenger RNA from Betta splendens (Siamese fighting fish), 1327 nucleotides. It is a transcript of the gene dnaaf4, whose product is annotated as dynein axonemal assembly factor 4. Gene Ontology annotation, biological process: cilium movement; outer dynein arm assembly; inner dynein arm assembly. The coding region runs from base 90 to 1286 and encodes 398 amino acids. Gene Ontology annotation, molecular function: nuclear estrogen receptor binding. The transcript has 9 exons. NCBI's taxonomy places the organism in Eukaryota, Metazoa, Chordata, Actinopteri, Anabantiformes, Osphronemidae. The record is from RefSeq and is a predicted model, not a curated record.